UUGCGAGGAGUGGCCGUUGCUCAGCGGAUCGUGUAGUGUAUUUAGUCAAAAUGUUUCAGCCUCGGGUAAUGCUAACAUUUAUGGAGGUGCCAAAGAAAAGGAAUGUGGCCACUGCCUCCAGCCCUGAGGAGCGGUUCAAGUUGAUACCGUCGAGUGGUACUCCACCGGAAAAGGACUCCGACGGAAAUGGGUGGCAACUGAAACCAGGUGACAAGGAGAAUGGCAACAAGUUGCCAGACCCUUUAAAUGGAGAGUUCCCGAAAGGCAAAGACUCGGACACAAGUUCAGAAGCGGAUAGCAAGGCAGAUGAAGUCCCAAGCAUACCAUUUAUUACACUGUUCAGAUUCGCGACGAAAAAGGACAAAAUAUUCAUAGUUUGUGCGUUAAUAUGCUCAGUAGUGGCAGCAUGUUCUACGCCAAUCAACACAUUACUGCUAGCGUUCUUACUAGAUGCUAUGGUAGCAUAUGGAAGUUCUAUCAGAGAUGGGAACCCGGACCCUGACACCUUCUUAGAAGCGUUGAUGUUCUUUGCUAUUUACAACACCGUCACUGGAGUGGUGCUCAUCGUCCUCUCGUAUGCCGCCACAGUGCUGAUGAACAUAGCGGCUUAUCACCAAGUACAUGUAAUACGACAAGAAUACUUAAAAGCAGCACUAAACCAAGAUUUUGCGUAUUACGAUAUACAUAAGAACGCUGACAUAGCUUCCAAAAUUAACAGUGAUGUGGUGAAACUAGAAGAUGGUAUAGGCGAGAAGCUGGCUACCUUCGUGUUCUACCAGGCAGCUUUCUUCAGUAGCGUGAUCAUGGCUCUUGUCAAGGGAUGGAAGCUGGCUCUGCUGUGUCUCAUAUCAUUCCCUGUCACUUUGACGCUUGUCGGUGUCGCUGGACUGGUAGGAGCCAGAUUCGGCAAAAAAGAGGCCAUAGCCUCCGGCAAAGCUGGUGCCAUAGCCGAGGAAGUAAUAUCUGCCAUACGUACUGUAUACGCCUUCAGCGGCCAGUCCAAGGAGAUGGUGAGGUACGAGGGACAUCUGAGGGAAGCCAGGAAAAUCAACAUCAAGAAAGGCUUCUUCAACGGCCUGGCCAUGGGACUGUUAUUCUUCUGCAUCUUCUGCGCAUACGCCCUUUCCUUCUGGUUCGGCUACAGGCUAUUGUCCACUGAUGAAGACUAUGAUAUAUCUACUAUGAUAGCGGUAUUCUUCGGUGUGAUGACUGGUUCGGCAAACUUCGGCAUAUCGUCGACUUUGAUGGAGGUGUUCGGGUCUGCCCGAGGCGCGGGGGCCCAGAUCUUCAACAUGAUCGACAAUAUUCCCACUAUUAACCCCCUGCUGAAUAGGGGAACAACGCCCUCUAAUAUUCAAGGAAACAUCGAGUUGAAGAACGUUAUUUUCCAUUACCCAUCCAGACCUGAUGUUCCGGUACUGAAGGGUAUAAACAUUAGUGUGAAGCGUGGACAGUCUGUGGCAUUGGUCGGCCACUCCGGCUGCGGCAAGUCUACCAUCAUACAGCUGAUCUCCAGGUUCUAUGACGUCAUUGAUGGCAGUGUGGCAAUCGACGGGCAUGAUGUCCGCGACUUAUCAGUCCGAUGGCUGCGAGACCAAAUCGGCCUCGUGGGUCAAGAGCCCGUUCUCUUCAAUACCACAGUCCGGGAGAACAUUCGCUAUGGGCGUGAGAACUGUACCAAUGAGGAGAUUGAGGCUUGCGCCAGACAGGCUAAUGCGCAUCAGUUCAUUAUGAGACUGCCGAAGGGCUAUGAUACAUUAGUCGGAGAACGAGGGGCUUCUUUGUCAGGAGGUCAGAAACAACGCAUUGCUAUUGCGCGUGCUCUCGUGAGGAAUCCCAAGAUACUGCUAUUGGACGAGGCCACUAGUGCACUUGAUACCUCUUCUGAGGCCAGGGUGCAGAAAGCUCUUGAUAAGGCUCAAAAAGGUCGCACAACUCUAGUGGUAGCUCACCGACUGUCGACCAUCCGAAACGUGGAUGUCAUAUACGUAUUCAAGAGUGGUGUAGUAGUCGAACGCGGCAACCAUGACGAGUUGAUGUCGCAGAAGGGACACUACUAUGACAUGGUCAUGCUGCAGAAUCUAGGAGCUGAAGAUACUAAUGAUAAAUCAAGACUCAUGCGCGAAACGUCAGAAACAAGUGUAGAGGAUGAAGAAGAUGAAGAGGAAUUCCUCGAUUUUAAAACUGGAGACACAGAAGAAGACGUGGACAACGUUCCAGACAUUUCGUUCUGGAGAGUUCUGCGGCUCAACAAGCCGGAGUGGAAGAGCGUCAGUCUCGCCAGUGUUUGUUCGCUCAUGAGUGGUUUCAGCAUGCCUCUGUUUGCUGUCAUAUUCGGAGACUUCCUCGCCAUUCUAUCUGACCCGGACCCUGCUGUGGUUUUGAAUGAAGUGCGUAAAAUCGCGCUGAUAUUUGUCGGUAUUGGCGUCUUCUCUGGAAUCACUAACUUCAUCGUGGUAUUCUUCUACGGUAUUGCGGGCGAAUACUUGACGGAGAGGCUACGGCAGAUGAUGUUCAAGAAACUGCUAGAACAAGAGGUCGGCUUCUAUGAUGACAAGGACAACUCGACUGGAGCUCUUUGUGCGCGACUGUCCGGUGAAGCUGCUACUGUGCAAGGAGCUACCGGCCAAAGGAUCGGCACAGUGGUCCAAGCAGUAGGCACGUUCGGGUUCGCUCUAGUACUAUCGCUAGUGUACGAGUGGCGCGUGGGACUGGUGGCGCUGACCUUCGUGCCUGUCAUCGUCUUCGUGCUUUAUAAGCAAGGCAGGAUGACGUAUAAGGCCUCCUUCGGAACUGCUAAGACUAUGGAGAAGAGUUCUAAGAUUGCUGUGGAAGCCGUAGCCAACGUCCGAACAGUAGCAUCCCUGGGUCGCGAGGACACCUUCCGACGGGAAUACGAAAAGCAGCUGAACCCCGCACUGCAGGAGGCCAUCAAGGCCUCGCACUACCGAGGCCUCGUAUUCGGCCUCUCUAGAGGAAUAUUUAACUUCGUGAUCGCAGCGUCGCUGUACUACGGAGGAACGCUCAUUGUUAACGAGGGCAUCCCCUACGAUGUGGUGUUUAAGUCUGCGCAAGCCCUAUUAAUGGGAUCAUCGUCUGCUGCACAAGCGUUUGCGUUCGCGCCGAACUUCCAGAAGGGCAUCAAGGCGGCCGGCCGCAUCAUCAUGCUGCUCAACCGACAGUCCAAGAUCACGGAUCCCGUACGACCUGCUGUCCACAACUUCAAAGGCACAGGUGAAGCCAGUCUCCAAAACAUCAAGUUCAGCUACCCGACGCGGCCGAUGAUACAGGUCCUCAAAGGCCUGCAGCUAGAGAUUCAACGCGGCAAGACGCUCGCCCUCGUCGGCGCCAGCGGCUGCGGGAAGAGCACGGUCAUACAGCUGCUCGAGAGAUACUAUGAUCCUGAUGAGGGCAUUGUGGCUCAAGACGGCGUACCUCUCCCGAAGCUGCGCCUCGUAGACAGUCGUCGCGCGAUCGGCUUCGUGCAACAAGAACCGAUUCUAUUCGACCGCACCAUCGGCGAGAACAUCGCGUACGGCAACAACGAGCAGAAAGUCACGCAGGACGAAAUCAUACAGGCCGCUAAACAGGCCAAUAUACACAACUUUAUUUCGUCAUUGCCGCUGGGCUACGACACGAACAUCGGAGCUAAAGGAACACAGCUGUCUGGUGGUCAGAAGCAGCGCGUGGCCAUCGCUCGUGCUCUCAUACGCAGGCCCAAGAUGUUGCUGCUCGACGAGGCCACCAGUGCGCUUGAUACUGAGAGCGAGAAGGUGGUACAAGAAGCCCUAGACGCUGCUAAGGCCGGUCGCACAUGCGUGAUGAUCGCGCACAGACUGAGCACAGUCCGUGAUGCUGACGUCAUCUGCGUCAUACACGACGGCUUAGUCGCAGAAACCGGCACCCACACAGAACUCAUAGAGCGCAAGGGACUCUACUACAACCUCAAUAGAAGAGGCUACGCUUAACUUUAAUAUAGGCUUAAUAUACGUGAUAAUAUUGUUAAGAAUAAAUAAUAAUAAAAAUAAUAAAGAAGUGUUGCCGUAGCAAAAAUGUUUGAUGUCACUUACCACGUUGUUCUAAAUAGUUAAGAAACGCGUGAGGCGUCUCAAAUGCUGUGUGUGAUAAUUUAUUUUGAAUCAUUUUAUGUAUUAUUAAAAAAAUCUAUAAGUGAUAUUGAAGUAUACCACCAGUUUACAUAACAAUUUAAAGAAUAGGUAAAUAAAAAAAUAUAUUUAAAAUAAGUGUUACCUAAGCAAAAAUGUUUAAUGUUGUUUACCACGUUAUGCUACUUAAGAGACGAGUUAGACGUCUCAAUUAUUGCUGUGUGUGAUAAUUUCGAAGCAGUUAUACAAUAUUUAAAAAAAAAUAUUCUACAAGUGAUAUCGAAUUGUACAACCAGUUUUUAUAACAAUUUAAUGAAUUUAAAAUUCCUCAUGUGAUAAUAAUGUCUUUUUACACCUUACUCAGUGUUUGUACUUAAGUAUUAACUGCCAAGAGCCAGGGGAAACUGUAAGCGAUUGUAAAUAAAUAGGAUUUUAUAGUUGACCUUUAGUUGAAAUUAAUAUAAUGAAUUGAUAGUUCUAUGGAAACCGUUAAGUGUUUAAAAAGGAAAGUUUGACAUUGGUCGAAUUUUCAACGAUUGCUGUAUAAUUAAACUAAAUGCCUACCUGCCUAAUUAUGUUAAAUAAAUAUCUAUAUUUUUUGUUAAAA
This is a messenger RNA of Helicoverpa armigera (cotton bollworm), 4713 nucleotides long. RefSeq names its product ATP-dependent translocase ABCB1-like. Gene Ontology annotation, biological process: transmembrane transport. NCBI's taxonomy places the organism in Eukaryota, Metazoa, Arthropoda, Insecta, Lepidoptera, Noctuidae. The transcript is spliced from 24 exons. Bases 51 to 3968 code for a protein of 1305 amino acids. Gene Ontology annotation, molecular function: ATP hydrolysis activity; ATP binding; ABC-type oligopeptide transporter activity. Gene Ontology annotation, cellular component: membrane. The record is from RefSeq and is a predicted model, not a curated record.